CAGAAAAGAUGUUGGACACCUUAGAAAAGAUGUUGGACAGCCAGAAAAGAUGUUGGACACCUUACAAAAGAUGUUGGACACCCCAGAAAAGAUGUUGGACAGCAAGAAAAGAUGUUGGACACCUUAGAAAAGAUGUUGGACACCUCAGAAAAGAUGUUGGACACCUCAGCAAAGAUGUUGGACAGCUCAGAAAAGAUGUUGGACAGCAAAAAAGAUGUUGGACACUUUAGAAAAGAUGUUGGACAGCCAGAAAAGAUGUUGGACACCUCAGAAAAGAUGUUGGACA
Mycotypha africana is the source of this 286-nucleotide messenger RNA. RefSeq lists its product as uncharacterized. The record is from RefSeq and is a predicted model, not a curated record. The coding region runs from base 9 to 230 and encodes 73 amino acids. NCBI's taxonomy places the organism in Eukaryota, Fungi, Mucoromycota, Mucoromycetes, Mucorales, Mycotyphaceae. The transcript has a single exon.